This is a messenger RNA of Callorhinchus milii (elephant shark), 1116 nucleotides long. RefSeq names its product splicing factor 3b, subunit 6 (gene sf3b6). Gene Ontology annotation, cellular component: cytoplasm; precatalytic spliceosome; U2 snRNP. Gene Ontology annotation, molecular function: mRNA binding. The coding region runs from base 106 to 480 and encodes 124 amino acids. Lineage: Eukaryota; Metazoa; Chordata; Chondrichthyes; Chimaeriformes; Callorhinchidae. Gene Ontology annotation, biological process: mRNA splicing, via spliceosome. The transcript has 4 exons. The record is from RefSeq and is a predicted model, not a curated record.
CCAACGGUCGCCCGCGUGACGUCAGAUCGCGAGAGGAUCGCCCGCCGGUGGGGUCGGAGACGGCGCGGCUCGUGGCUGAGAGCAGCGAACACCGAAGGCGACAUCAUGGCGAUGCAAGCGGCCAAGAGAGCUAACAUCCGUUUACCCCCGGAGGUAAACCGCAUAUUAUACAUAAGAAACUUGCCGUACAAAAUAACAGCAGAAGAAAUGUAUGAUAUAUUUGGAAAAUAUGGUCCAAUCAGGCAAAUCAGAGUUGGAAAUACACCCGAAACAAGAGGAACUGCAUACGUGGUCUACGAAGAUAUUUUUGAUGCCAAGAAUGCUUGUGAUCAUUUAUCUGGAUUCAAUGUGUGCAACAGAUACCUUGUCGUGUUGUAUUACAAUGCAAACAGGGCAUUCCAAAAGAUGGAUACAAAGAAAAAGGAAGAGCAGCUCAAGAUUCUGAAAGAAAAGUACGGAAUAAACACCGAGACCAAAUGAAACUUUUUUGUUUAUUUGAGUUUUGCAUUGUAAAUAUUUGCCUGAACAUUUGGAAUAAUCUGGAUCAGUAUCUCGUCAAUUUUUCUUUUAGGAGUUUUAAGAAAAUCAUUCAUUUUUGAGAAAAACAAACAAAAGUGGGAGGUUAUAUUUUUUAAGAGGCGGUACCACUUUUUGGUCUGAUUAAGCUAUAUUUCAGACAUCAAAAAUCAGUCUGCCGUACCCGUUGCCUUCUAGUUAAUCAAGGCAUUAUAUUUUUCAAUAAUUGAAUUAAAUAAUGGUGUCAUUGCCAACAGUUAUAUUGGUGUAAUAUUCAUUAUUUUGAGAAUGUGCUAGAGUGGAAUGAUUCAAAUGUUGCAGGUUUUUUGCUGGCAGGAAUGGAUGUAUGAAAAAUGACAUUUUAUGUGCUUUUCAGUAUUUUAUUGAAAACCAUAAUAAGUUUUUUUUUUCCAAUCUGACUUCCUGAUUUCUUUAUGUUGGAUAUUUUUUUCAGGGUAUUUGUCAAUGCCCAAAUCUUGCGAUCAUCAUCUGUGUCUGUAUUGGUAUUAAACAAAGCUUUUUUUUCAGGAUAUUUGUCAAUGCCCAAAUCUUGUGAUCAUCAUCUGUGUCUGUAUUGGUAUUAAACAAAGCUAGAAUUUU